This is a messenger RNA of Apus apus (common swift), 2528 nucleotides long. RefSeq names its product TPD52 like 2 (gene TPD52L2). NCBI's taxonomy places the organism in Eukaryota, Metazoa, Chordata, Aves, Apodiformes, Apodidae. The record is from RefSeq and is a predicted model, not a curated record. The coding region runs from base 69 to 818 and encodes 249 amino acids. The transcript has 10 exons. Gene Ontology annotation, cellular component: cytoplasm.
CGGCGGCGCGGCGGUGAUUGCGUCACGGCGGCGGCGGCGGCGGCAGCGGCGGGAGGGCCCGGGGCGGCAUGGAGAGCGCGAGCCAGGAUAUCAACCUUAACUCUCCCAACAAAGGUCUGCUGUCGGAUGCCAUGACAGAUGUCCCCGUGGAUAGCGCGGCUGCGGCCAGGACCGCCGCUCCCGAGGGGCUGACUCUGGCUGAGGAGGAGGAGCUGAGGUCGGAGCUUGCCAAGGUUGAAGAGGAGAUUGGCACUCUGAGGCAAGUGCUGGCUGCCAAGGAGAGACACUGUGGGGAGCUGAAGAGGAAGCUGGGGCUGACUCCCCUGGAUGGGUUAAAGCAGAACCUGUCCAAGAGCUGGCACGACGUCCAGGUCUCCAACGCUUAUGUGAAAACAUCUGAGAAACUUGGAGAAUGGAAUGACAAAGUGACACAGUCCGACUUAUAUCUUUCAGCCAGCAGCACACUGGAGGACUGGAAUGAAAAAUUAACUCAAUCAGAAGCUUAUAAGAAGACCCAGGAAACCCUUUCCCAGGCAGGACAGAAGACUUCAGCAGCCCUCUCCAAUGUAGGUUCUGUUAUCAGCAGGAAACUUGGUGACAUGAGGGCUCACCCCUUCUCCAAUUCCUUUAGCAGCUACUCCAUCCGCCACUCGAUAAGUAUGCCAGCCAUGAGGAAUUCUGCAACCUUCAAGUCAUUUGAAGACAGAGUUGGGACCAUAAAGUCCAGAGUGGUGGGCAGUAGGGAAAACAGCAGUGACUGCCUCCACUCCCCCUUGGGAGCUGGAGAGAAGCCUCCCCAGGACAACACUCCCUUCUAGACCUGUGGUGUGGCUGUGCACGACUGGGAGCAAGUCCCCCCUUCCCUUCCUCCCCAGUCUUCACAACAGCAACAACAUGCAAAUCCCACGAAGGGGCUGAGAGCCAGUCUGGAGAGAUCCAUCCUUCAUUCAUAGACACUGCUGCUGGAUCUAAGUCAAAUAAAGAGAAUGCAAAGUUUUGUACACAAAUAAUAUUUUACACUAAAGUUUGUAGGUUAAAUGUAUCACUGCUGUCCUUUUGGGAGAGCAUGUAAGAGGAGUUUCCUUUCAAGUAGCUCAGAAAUGCCACUGGUGGAGAUAAAAAAACAGUUUUCCCUUGUCUGACAUAACUUGGAACUGACACGUUGCCCUGAGCAGUGUGAGGACAGUUACUGGAGAAGCCAAGUGCACGGGCAUCUCAGCUUCAGCUCCUGGCUGUGCUCUCUGCUCAGGGCAUGUCAUGCAGCUACUCGUGAGCUCCCAAGCUUCUCCUGUUACUGUUUUCUGCAGCUCUCAUUGGAGUAAGUCUGAUAAAUGGGGUAAACAGUUCUGUUUGUUGUUUGGUUGUGUUUUUUUCUUUUUCUGGGCUCCCAUAAGGGAAACUUCCCUUAGCAGCUGCCUCGUUGUUACACUAAUGCUCUAGCUUUACCAGAACUAAAAAUCUUUAUUUUUAAAUGCAAUGAACUUUAAACAAAUAAAGCUUAAAAAAAAAAAAAAAAAAAAAAAAAAAGCAGCUUUGGCAUCAUAUUAGGGAAUGGACUCUGAAAUGGAUCUGCAAGCCUUACAUCACCUUAUGCUUUACUGGUUUAUGUUUUUUUUUUUUCUGUAGAGGAGGCUGUCAGGCUGCUCAAGCUGGAUGUUGAGCACUGGGGUUUUGCAUCAUGCAGUAGCAGCAGCAUGCUGGUCAGCCUGUCCUUGUGUUCCCUUCAGUGGUGCACUCCUGUUGCCCGAGUGUAUGAAACUUGCUUCUCCCUUCUCAUUUUACACCUUUGUUCUUGGAGGAAGAAUUCCUGAAGGCUGCUGGCAGCAGGGCCAGAUGGAAAGGGCCAGAGCUGCCCCUAGCAGUGUGGAGCUGGUGUUGGAGGGACUCUGCUCUCUGCAGGCUCCUCCAGCUGGUACAUCUGACUGUGACUGGAUGGGUUUUUCAGUUGAAGGCCCCAGCUCUGAGCUUGGUUUACAAAACUGGCACAGAGUCACAGCUCAGCCUGUUCUCCCUGGGUGUUCUGCUCAUUUGAUGUCCAACUUCAUUGCUCAGGAGCUGAAAAAUUCUGAGUUUUCUACUAGAGGCCUGAACUUCUAGGCCAGGUGCCUCCACACAGACGUACCUAGAGUGAGCAAUUCUGUGCCUUAGAGGCGAGGUGGGACUUACUCAGGUCUUUAGGUUUGCUUAUGUACAUAUCUGGGUCAUUUUAGUGGUUUAUCCCCCUGGAGGGACUGAAUUGUCUCUGAUCCUUCUGUAGAGAAGCAAGUUUUGACACUUACCUGCUGGUUAAUUCCCUUUCCCCCACCCCUGCUCCCCUCCUGCAGACCUGGGGACACAGAGGAGCUGGUAGAAGGCAGAUGUACUGGGGGGGUGCAGUGUCAUUUACUGGUGCUCCCCGUUUGGAACUGGCCUCCCUGCGAGGAGCAGAGCUGGUGAGACGGGGGCUGCUGGAGCUUGGGUAUUGAACUGGUUCUUUAUACAGAUAAAUAGUGAGGAAACCUGUCAAUAAAGCAUCCUUUGGGAGAAAA